Messenger RNA from Seriola dumerili (greater amberjack), 973 nucleotides. Its product is annotated as glycine N-acyltransferase-like protein 3. NCBI's taxonomy places the organism in Eukaryota, Metazoa, Chordata, Actinopteri, Carangiformes, Carangidae. The transcript is spliced from 5 exons. Gene Ontology annotation, cellular component: mitochondrion. Gene Ontology annotation, molecular function: glycine N-acyltransferase activity. The coding region runs from base 40 to 954 and encodes 304 amino acids. The record is from RefSeq and is a predicted model, not a curated record.
UCGGCUGCACAGUUCUUUUUCUUAUAGGAGCAGACUUCCAUGAUCGAUCCUCCAAUCCAUGAACUGGUCUUCUUAAGUGCUUCUUCUUGUUAUUUCAUACUGAAGAAAUAUCACCAAACAUUACAAACCAUGGAGCUGACUGGGGAGCAGCUGAAAACGGCAGAGACCCUGCUGAAAAGAUAUUUACCGCGGUCACAGCCGGUGUACGGUACUUUGGUCCUCAGAAACAGAGUCAGAUCAGACCCUGUAAAGGUUUUAGUGGACAGAUGGCCAGAGUUCAGUGUCAUCCUCUGCAAACCACAAUAUGAACAGGAGGGUGAUCUCUUCAAAGACGUACUGGUUUUUGCAAACGAUGAAGCUAUGCUCAAGGAAACCAUAAGGAAGUCGUCUGUUAUUGAUUGGACCUUGUACCUUUGUGUUGGAAUUGAUCUUCGCCAUGCGGAGAUAUUCACAGCUGUGGCAUCAGAAAAAAACGCACCCAGCAACAAAAGGGCAGUGUGUCACAUGAUGAUACUAGAGGAUGUAUCCAAGCUUCCCUCUCUAGACAGCAUCAGCCCAGGGAUCUGCCUAAGCUCUCUGGAUGAAUCUCACAUUGACUUAGUGAAUCAGACAUGGAAGUUUGGAAAGAAUGAGGCAGCUAUGAGGAUGAUGCACAACAUGACUGCAAACUUCCCCUCCUGCUGUGUGCUGGAUGCAGAGAGAAAGCCUGUGUCCUGGAUCCUGACCUAUUCGUCGUGUGCUAUGGGGAUGUUGUACACUCUGCCAGAGCACAGAGGGAAAGGCUACGCCAAAGUCCUGGUCGGCACCAUGGCCAGAAGACUCCUUGCUGAGGGCUACCCAGUCUACUGCUUCAUAGAGGAGGAGAACAUGGUCUCCUACAGGCUCUUUAAAAACUUGGGCUUUACUGAAGAUCCCUCGUACAGGGAAACCUGGUUUGCAUUCAAUGAUAUUUAGAUAUUUCAAUGAAGGCUAA